ACGUGCUUUAUUGUACAGCAUGAAGACGCUGACAUUUGCGCUGAGCCUUAUUCGACAUGGGGAAACGCAGUACAACAAAGACGGCCUGCUGCAAGGGCCAGGCCAUAGAUUUCCCUUGUCUGAGAGCGGGCUGCAGCAGGCUGAGGCAGCCGGCUGUUACCUGAAAGAUGUUGAGUGCAGUAACGUGUUUUCCAGUAACAUGCUGCGGGCGCAGCAGACGGUUCAAACAAUAAUGAAACACAACCGCAGUUGUUCUGGCUUGCAAUUGGUGUGUGACCCUUUGCUUAAGGAGAAAAGCUUCGGGAUAGCGGAGGGGCGGCUGGUGCAGGACGUGAGGGAGAUGGCCGAGGCAGCGGGCCAGUCGUUUCCGGGCUUCACCCCUCCGAAGGGGGAGACUCAGGAGCAGGUGACACAGCGGGUCAAAGAGUUCUUGGAGAAAACCUUCCAGCAGAUCGGGGCCGAGCACUGGUGUGACAGAGGGGAGGAGGACGAGACCUCCUCCUCCUCCAAUCCGUUGUCAACAUCUCCUGCGGAGGGACGAGCAGACGAGGGGGUCAGAGGUUUCCCUGUCCACGCUCUGGUCAUCACCCACGGGGCCCACAUGUGCAUGGCGGUGCGGUUCUUGGUGGAGGAGUUGGGCUGCUCCUUGCCGCCGGGCUCCGACAAAGAGCACGUCUUCGCUUUGAGUCCAAACACGGGUCUGAGUCGGUUUCUCCUCACCGUGAGAAGAGCGGAGGGCAGGUUCGCACUGUCAGCAAUCCGCUGUGUGUUUGUCCACAGGAAGGGGGGGGCGUUCAAAAGUAGGAGCUAAAUGAACUGCAUUUUUUUUUUCAAGCUGAGUUAAAAGUAAGACGUGCCG
Molecule: messenger RNA, 859 nt
Organism: Gasterosteus aculeatus aculeatus (three-spined stickleback)
Lineage: Eukaryota; Metazoa; Chordata; Actinopteri; Perciformes; Gasterosteidae
Source: RefSeq, a predicted model, not a curated record